Molecule: messenger RNA, 1662 nt
Organism: Gymnodraco acuticeps
Lineage: Eukaryota; Metazoa; Chordata; Actinopteri; Perciformes; Bathydraconidae
Exons: 3
Coding region: 139-1644 (501 amino acids)
Source: RefSeq, a predicted model, not a curated record
CUCGAUGCACAUAACCAGUUCACAUCCGGGUGGAUCCGCGACGUUUGCGUUGCAUAUCAAGGAGAUGUGGCUGUAAUAGCUGGAAAAGUAUUGCAUUCUCAGAGUAUUGGGCUGCCGCCAACAUGUCCGUGGGUACUGAUGAAGAAGGAUGGUGCAGUCAUCACAGCUAACUGCAACUGCAAGGCUGGUUUGGGAUCGACAUGUACCCAUGUUACAUCUCUCCUGUUCUACAUAGAAACAUCUGUACGGAUACGUGAUGCCAAGACAGUUACCCAGGAAAAGGCGUAUUGGCUUCUACCUGGAUCAGUGAAGGAUGUAACACCUUCCCCUGUUGCUGACAUUGACUUUACUUCGGCUAAAACCCGAAGGAAUCGUUUAAGCCAAGCAAUUGACAGUCUUGAUGAUGCAGCUAAUUUAACAACAACAACAACAACAACACUUUUACGUCACUCGAGGGAAAUUCCAAAAGCGACAGAUGCUGAGCAACAGUCUUUCCUGGCAUCACUGAAAUCUACUGGAAGGAAGUGUGCAAUAUUGACAAUCUCAGCUCCACACAAUGCCGAUUUUGUCCCAAAAGUGACUUUGUCAACAUUUCCUAAGCCGCUUUCUAGUUUAAAAAGUGAGAACUGCCUAGAAAUGGACCAUAAAGCCCUUACAGAACAUUGCCAUGGGAUCAAUGUAGCUAUCACCAAGCCGGAGGCGGAUGUCAUUGAGAAGGCCACAAAAACACAGGCCAAAUCCAAACUCUGGUAUCGAUACAGAGCUGGGCGGAUUACAGCAUCUCGUAUGAGGGCAGCAUGUUCAACAAGUGCAACUAAACCAUCGCUUAGCUUGAUUAAAGCUAUUUGUUACCCAGAAGCCACAAAAUGUAAAACUGCAGCUACUGAAUGGGGAUGUAAUCACGAGAAAUCAGCACGUGAAGAUUACAUUACAAUUAUGAAUCAACAUGACAGUUUCAUUUGCCAGGACUCUGGGCUCGUGUUAUCGCCAACAUUUCCAUAUUUAGGUGCUACUCCAGAUGGUGUUGUGUCCUGCAAGUGCUGUGGUGUAGGUGUUUUGGAAAUUAAAUGCCCCUACUCUGUUGCUGCACCGUCAGACCAUACAUGUCUGGAAUCACGUGAUGGACAGGACAGGCUGAAGAAGACCCAUGCCUAUUUCUAUCAAGUGCAGACCCAGUUAUUUCUAUGUGAUGUUGAAUAUGCUGACUUUGUUCUGUGGGUGAAUGGAAAGAUUCAUCUUGAACGCAUAACCCCAGAUAUUGACUUUUUGGAGAAGGUAUACCCCAAAGCUCAUGAAUUCUUUCAGAAGGUCAUUCUCCUCGAGUUGAGUGGGCAAUUCUUCACCAGAAUUUCCAUUGCAACUACACCAGUCUCCAUUACUGCACCAAAAAGGCCUCUCUGCCUGAUACCAGACCCUGCUGUAUGUGCCACUCUGACUCAGCCAACCGAUACCCAACCACUGGUACCCAAAUGGUGCUUUUGUCGUGGAGAGGAAAAGCUUCCCAUGAUAGGAUGUGAUAACACAAAUUGUGAAACUACCUGGUUUCAUUUUGAAUGUGUUGGUAUAACAGUUGCCCCCAAAGGAAGCUGGUAUUGUGACAAAUGUCAUCAGCAUGUCCCCUCUCAAAAGAAACAGAAGUAUUAAACAAUCUGAAUGACAGUG